AUGAGAAUUUUCAACGUUCUGCUCCUCGGAGGAGCCUCUUUGAUUGUUGCUGCCCCUACCGGUGUUAUGAACGAAGAGACACGCGAAGCCAGCAUUUCUUUCCUCGAGUCUACGCAUUACAAGAAAUCCCCCAACGCUGCUGCAGAGCCGGCACCUGCUAUUGAGUUCCUUGACUCUGUUCACUACAAGAGGACCCCCGAAGCCGAGGCUGCAGCCGAACCUAUAACCGAACCUUUAGAGUCUGUCCACUACAAGCGCUCUCCCAAGGCGGACGCCGAGCCAUCAAUUUCAUUCCUCGAAUCAGUCCAUUACAAGAAGCAGGCUGAGCCUGCAGCUGAGCCUGCGAUCGAAUUUUUGGAAUCUGUCCACUACUAA
This is a messenger RNA of Colletotrichum abscissum, 375 nucleotides long. RefSeq lists its product as uncharacterized. The record is from RefSeq and is a predicted model, not a curated record. The transcript has a single exon. NCBI's taxonomy places the organism in Eukaryota, Fungi, Ascomycota, Sordariomycetes, Glomerellales, Glomerellaceae. The coding region runs from base 1 to 375 and encodes 124 amino acids.